This is a messenger RNA of Oreochromis niloticus (Nile tilapia), 781 nucleotides long. RefSeq names its product programmed cell death 1 ligand 1. Lineage: Eukaryota; Metazoa; Chordata; Actinopteri; Cichliformes; Cichlidae. The record is from RefSeq and is a predicted model, not a curated record. Gene Ontology annotation, cellular component: external side of plasma membrane. The transcript has 3 exons. Bases 148 to 657 code for a protein of 169 amino acids. Gene Ontology annotation, biological process: T cell costimulation; immune response; cell surface receptor signaling pathway.
AAAGGCAAUGAGCUGCUGUAAAUGGACACACUGAUUCUCACACGCUGACACUUUGAGGUUAAAGAAAAAACCUGAAUCUAGUCAAGUUUUAAUACCAUCAUCUGUUGGACAUUUCUAAUAAUCUGUGUGUGGGCUAGAUAAGCAGAAAUGUGUGCUGUGACAUCUGCGUCUCUCUGCUGGACUUUGCUCUCUGUCUGCAUCCUGUUUGUUGCUGCAGACUCGAUAAGCAUCACAGCUGAAUCUGGUCAAACUGUCACUCUGCUGUGUCGAGCUCAAAGCAACAAGCCCAUCGACACUGUAACAUGGAGCAGAUCUGACAUAACAGACGAAAAUGUCCUGAAGUACCACGGUCAGCAACUUCUUCUAUCAUACCAGCAUCCAUCUUUUAAGAACCGGGUGGAUCUGCAGGACAGACAGAUGAAGGAUGGAGACGUGUCUUUGAUUCUGAAGGAUGUGACGAUUAAUGACGCUGGAACGUACGAGUGUCGUGUCAUUCAGAGAGGAAUAAACCAAGAGAAGCUCAUCAGCAGCAUCACCCUGAGUGUUGUUGAUCCUCCAGAUGAGCAAGGUGUACCUGUUGGAGUGAUAAUCGGUGCGUCAGCAGGAGCUGCAGCUGUCCUCGCUUUGAUUGGGGGUGGUAUUUGGAUGCUUUCGUGAGCUACAGAAAACACAAAGAGCAGUUUUAUCAGAAUUCAAACCAUCUUCCUGUUAAUCUAAAAAUUAAAACAAAUCAUUCAAUAACUGAACUGUGAGCUUUCUGUGCUUCUUGUCUGAGCAGUUA